This is a messenger RNA of Papaver somniferum (opium poppy), 1232 nucleotides long. Its product is annotated as probable WRKY transcription factor 41. NCBI's taxonomy places the organism in Eukaryota, Viridiplantae, Streptophyta, Magnoliopsida, Ranunculales, Papaveraceae. Gene Ontology annotation, biological process: regulation of DNA-templated transcription. The transcript is spliced from 3 exons. Bases 152 to 1183 code for a protein of 343 amino acids. Gene Ontology annotation, cellular component: nucleus. Gene Ontology annotation, molecular function: DNA-binding transcription factor activity; transcription cis-regulatory region binding. The record is from RefSeq and is a predicted model, not a curated record.
AUCAUUCAUCACUCAAAAACUCUACCUUCUUUCUUGUUUGGUCAUUUUGGCAUUUCUCCAGAAAACAUUGUGCAUACACUUGAAUACUACCCAAAUUUGAAAAGUUCAGAGUCUUUCAAUCAAUUAUACAAAUUUUUCUUGAUAUUGAAUUAUGAGUACUUACUUUAAAAUGGAGAAGAAUACUAGCAUGAGUUUAUUGGAUCAAAAGCCAUUGAUUGUCAAUCAGCUAACCCAAGCUAAAGAUCUACUAAACCAAUUACAAUUUGGUGUUGACGUUACUUCUACUAGUGGAAAAUUGUUACUACCUGGAAUAUUAUCAUCCUUCGAAAGUUCUCUUUCAAUGUUGAGUGGGAUCAAAUCAGAAGCCGGAUUUCGAAUGACCGGAUUGAUGCAGACAGCUGAUUCGCCUCGUUCAGUUAGCAGAAGUCCUCGGUCUAACUCUAAUCUCAUUGGAAAUCCCUCCAAAAAGAGAAAAACAAUACCUAGUUGGACGGAACAAGUACGCGCUUGCGAACAGUCAGGACUCGAAGAACCUGUGUAUGAUGGUUUCAGUUGGAGAAAAUAUGGACACAAAGACAUUUAUGGAGCCAACCAUCCAAGAGGUUAUUACAGAUGUACUCAUAAAAAUUCUCAAGGAUGUCUAGCUACCAAGCAAGUUCAACGUACCGAUACAGACACAUCAAUCUUUAGUGUCAUGUACCUAGGAAGACAUACAUGUGUUCAAGCUUCGCUUCUGCAACCAGGGCAACCACAAAAAAAGCUUGAACAGCACGAUAAAAAACGAAAGAGAAAAUCACAAGAAACACUUAUCAAUUUUCAAACAGGUGGUCAUGUUAAUACAAAGGAUUACGAUACGACACAAGUAGUCCUAACGUCCCCUUCUUUCUCAUUUCCUUCAGCUUCAAUACCCAUUCCAUGUAAAGAGAAAGAAAGUGAAAGCAACAUUUGCUCUUCACAGCUGACUCCUGAUAAUCACUUCAUGAGUAGUCCUCUUUCAUCUCCUUCAACUUCAGGAUCCAAUUCCCUUUUUUCUCCAUAUAGAGCGAAUAUUGAAGGUGGACAGGAUUUACAAACUUCAGAUUGCGAUCUAUGUGAAUUCACAUCAGCAUUACCUUUGGCAUUGGAUUCUCCGGAACUUUAUUUGGAUUGGGACUGGGAUUCUUUUGAUGGCUUUUGCUUCUGAUUCUUCAUUUGAUAUACAGUGUUUACAACUUGUGUUUAUUUAGCUGAAA